Tigriopus californicus is the source of this 1335-nucleotide messenger RNA. Its product is annotated as zinc finger protein Xfin-like. The transcript has a single exon. Gene Ontology annotation, biological process: regulation of transcription by RNA polymerase II. The record is from RefSeq and is a predicted model, not a curated record. Gene Ontology annotation, cellular component: nucleus. Gene Ontology annotation, molecular function: DNA-binding transcription factor activity, RNA polymerase II-specific; RNA polymerase II transcription regulatory region sequence-specific DNA binding. Bases 1 to 1335 code for a protein of 444 amino acids. NCBI's taxonomy places the organism in Eukaryota, Metazoa, Arthropoda, Copepoda, Harpacticoida, Harpacticidae.
AUGGACACGACAAACCAAGAUAACGAAAGUGAAAUGUCAGAGUUCUCGUAUGAAUCCGAAGAUGACUCCAACAAUACCAGAUCCUCGUCUACAAAAGCUCAUUCUCGAGUGAAACAAUCAAGCCUUCAUUCAAGAAGACUGUAUCAUUGCAAUCAUUGCACCAAAGUUUUCACCUCGUCCGCCGGAUAUAAUAAGCAUCUGCGAUACAAGCGCCAUAUGAAGUGCCACGAGUGCCAGCAGAAGGUUGCCACAUUUGUGGACUUGAUGAAACAUGUGUCAAAGAAGCACCCUAAGAUGGUGUCACGAUAUCGCCCCUACGUCCAAGAUGAGGACAUCACAGACACUAUGAAAGUCCCACGGAAAUGUCUGCUCUGUGAUAUGUUCUUCAAUGGUAAUGUUUUGUUGCAUCGGCACAAGGACACUUAUCACGAGUUGGGCGAUUAUCGUUGCAGUGAGUGCCACGAAGAGCCUUUUCUAACUUACUACGACCAAGUUAUUCACAAUUAUCAAGUUCACUCCAAAGCAUCCAAGUUCAUUCCGCCUCACACUCUCGGGAUUGAGGAAAUUACUCACAGAGAUGGGAAAAUUGAAACAAAACGGACGCUUUUCGUUUGCCAACUUUGUCAAGCUCCGUUCAAUUCUGAUGUGCCUUGGACGGGUCACAUGAGAAAUAAGCAUUCCUGGGGCCUUUUUGAAUGCAGACCCUGCGAUGAGGUAUGCCACUAUGCCAAAGAUAUAUCUGCUCAUAUGCUCAAUUUCCACGCUGACUGCCCGGAAAUUAAGUGUCCAUGUUGCUCCGAGGUUUUGAACUUGACAGAAGACCACGAGAUUUUUAACACUCAUUAUCAAGGUUGUCCCCAUGAGUACGUGAAAAAAGAAAGACAUUGCUCGUUUCAAUGUGAUUACUGUGGCAAGAACUAUUCGUCCAAGGGAUCCUUUGCCGCUCACAUCAAACAGCACCAAGGCAUUGAACGCUUCAAAUGUUCUCAUUGUGAUUAUGGAACAAACAUCAAGGCCGUGUUAAUCGAUCACGAAAGGAUGCAUCUGAGAGACAAAGGAUUGACUAAUGCUGAUAGCGAUUUAGUGCUCUAUCAUCAGUGCGAACAAUGCGGGAAAGAAUUUUCUCAGAAGCAAACCCUUCGGAUCCAUAUUAAGCGGGUUCAUCAAGGGAUCUCUGUCAGUCACCCGUGCAAAGAUUGCGGCAAAACCAUGGCUUCCCAAUCGUCCUUGUACAAACAUAAACGAAAGUUCCACGGGUUUGUCAGUGCUCAAGGGAGAAAAAGCGGAGGGAGGCGAAAGAAAGUGGCGACUAAUCCUGGAGAUUGCUCUGCUUGA